AUGGGAAAGCAACCAGUGAGGAUGAAGGCAGUGGUGUAUGCUUUGUCUCCAUUCCAGCAGAAGGUGAUGCCUGGACUCUGGAAAGAUUUCACUGGAAAAAUCGCGCACAAGAUAUCUGAUAAUUGGAUUAGCACCACUCUCCUGCUUGGCCCUCUCGUUGGAACCUACUCGUAUGUGCAGUGGUACCAGGAAAAGGAAAAGAUGGAGCACAGAUACUGA
Molecule: messenger RNA, 219 nt
Organism: Striga hermonthica
Lineage: Eukaryota; Viridiplantae; Streptophyta; Magnoliopsida; Lamiales; Orobanchaceae
Source: the annotation of a GenBank genome assembly